AUGGCGACUGCAACGGAGGCGAGGCUAGAUCAACUCCCUUACGCUCUACUCGCCACCAUCAUGACCAAACUCGACAUCGCUUCCAUCUGUUCAUUAUCCUCCACUUGCUCCACCUUCCGCUCCUGCGCCAAACACAUCCUCUCCUUCCUCCCCAAUUUCCAUCUCAUCGAUAUUGCGCCUUCUGGUGACCUGCUCACACCCUUGCUGCCGCCUAAUCCUUACAUGAAGAGCCUCAAAGUUGAUUGUGACCGUCUCGAUGAUUCCGCGAUUUCUUAUUUGGUGAAACCAUCAUUGCACGAGCUUUCUUUGUUCAAUUGUUCUGAUUUUAGCGGGAAACUUCUCUCUGAGAUCGGUGCUCGAUGCAAGGACCUAAGGUCUCUUUACUUGGGUUCAGUUGCAGAGAAAAGAGGGAGGGCAAUUCACAUAUCUGAUCUGGAGGAGUUACUCACUGGUUGCUCCCAGUUGGAAGUUUUGAUUCUGAUGUUUGACGUCUCUCUCUUUCUACGUCAAAACUUAGCUCGAGUUUGGGCUUCUGCCUCUGAGAAACUUACUUCUCUUGAGAUUGGAUACAUUUCUUCAGUAACGGUGAUUGAACUGUUCAGCUCAAAUUUGGGAUCUCAUCAGCCACCUAAUCCUAUCCAACCAUCAAUACUUCCAGGAAUUCUAAAAUUAUGUCUUUCGGUGAACUAUAUAACGGAUGCCAUGGUUGCCACAAUAUCCAAAGGUCUCGUCUUUUUGACUCAUUUGGAUCUUCGUGAUGCACCAUUUGUUGAACCGAGAAUUACAUUUGAUCUAACCAACGCUGGUCUUCAGCAAAUUAAUCAACUUGGGAGAUUGAAACAUUUAUCAUUGAUCCGAAGCCAAGAGUUCAUAAUUUGUUACUUUCGAAGAGUUAACGAUCUAGGAUUACUUUUAAUGGCUGACAAGUGUGCAAACAUGGAGAGUAUAUGUCUUGGCGGUUUUUGUCGUGUCACAGACACUGGAAUCAAAACUCUCCUGCAUUCUUGCUCUCGUCUAUAUAAACUUAAGGUCACUCACGGGACUCAAUUAUCUGAUCUAGUUUUUCAUGAUAUCUCUGCAACAUCCCUUACUUUAACACAUGUGAGCUUAAGAUGGUGCAAGCUAUUAACCAAUCAUGCAGUUCUUAGUUUGACAUCAAACAGAGAACUUAAAGUUCUCGACUUGAGAGAUUGUAGGAGCCUUGGGGAUGAAGCUCUCCGAGCCAUUGGUGUACUUCUGAAACUGAAAAUUUUGCUAAUAGAUGGCUCUGAUAUAACUGAUGCUGGACUUUCAUACUUACGGCCAACUGUUAUAAAUUCACUAUAUGCAUUGUCUCUCCGAGGAUGCAAGAGACUCACCGAUAAAUGCAUAACAAUUUUAUUUGAUGGUUGUGGCAAGCUGGAAUUAAGAGACUUGGAUAUAUCCAACCUUCCUAACCUCUCAGAUAAUGGAGUUCUGCAGCUGGCAAAAAGUCGAAUUCCAUUUCUGGAUCUUCGAAUGCGACAAUGCCCUUUAAUUGGUGAUACCUCGAUCAUGGCGUUAGCUUCAAUGAUGACAGAUGAUGCUGGAUGGCAUGAAAGUGGUUUGCGCUUGUUGGAUUUAUAUAACUGUGGUGGCAUUACGCCACUUGCUUUUCGUUGGUUAAAGAAACCAUAUUUUCCAAGGCUUAAAUGGUUAGGAGUGACUGGAAGUGUUAAUAGAGACAUGGUAGACGCAUUAGCUAGAAGUAGGCCUUUCUUGUAUGUAGCAUGCGACGGUGAGGAGCUUGGGCCCGACCCGUGUGAUAUGUCUGAUGGUUUAUAUACACAUGAUUAUGAUGAGGUGGAUGAGUUUGAGCAGUGGCUUCUUGAAGCUGAUGUUAAUACAGAUGAUGAAGAAAUGGAUGAUGCUGAAGAUGUUGAAGAGUUGAUUAUGUAG
Lathyrus sativus (Indian pea) is the source of this 1917-nucleotide messenger RNA. The record is from the annotation of a GenBank genome assembly. NCBI's taxonomy places the organism in Eukaryota, Viridiplantae, Streptophyta, Magnoliopsida, Fabales, Fabaceae.